AUGGCUGAACGCGAAGCCAAACGGCAGAAGACGGAGAAGGACGACGAUGAAGGUCACAAAGCCAGUCAGAAGGACUAUGACUCAUAUGAUUUGAUUCUUCGCAUGAGCAUGCAAGGCAUGUCCACGGAGUCCAUCGCAACUGUGUGGAAGAUGGAACCUGCUGAAGUCGUGCAAAUCUUGGAGCAAGCCGAGGCAUUUAACACGAAGGACAGCGAAGGUGGUCAAUCCCAAGACAACAGCCAAGGCUUGGCAUUGCUGGUGAAGCGUUUGCUCACGGAUCCGCCGGAGCUGUGUUGCCCCAUUUCUCACGCGUUGAUGGAGGACCCCGUGGUGGCAAACGAUGGCUUCACGUACGAACGGUCGUGCGUCGAAGAAUGCCUGAAGGUGAGGGCAAAGAGUCCGAUGACAGGAGCAGCGAUUGAGAACCUAGUGCUCUACGACAACAAGAAGGUGAAGUCGGAAACGGUCUCUUUCAAGGAAAGCGUUGUGGCAGAGAUCCUUUGUGUCGCACCUCAGCUUCCGCACCACUUGGCGAGCAAAGUGCUCCCACGAGCUGUGGAGUUUGUAAGAGCCCAACUACCAGAUUCGACUGCUCGCAGGAAACUUUUAACGUUGCUGCUUCUCAGAGUAAAGUUGCCCGGAGUAGACAGAGAUGCCAUCAUCCAAGAGAUCGUUUCGUUGAUGGUGGAAGUGCAAGAUGAUGGGCAAGUUCUGGAGUUUCUCAGAGCAACCGAUGAGUCUGAACUGCAAAUGCUGCUUCCAAACCUCAAAGAAGAUAUGAUCAUAGUCUUAUACAAUGCUGUCAAGGAAGCAGAUGCCAAGGGCAAGCUCCUGAUCACAAAGGAACUUGCGUGUAGACUUGCAAGCCGCUUGGGCGAUGAUGUACGGUUGAACAAGCUAUGGGAUGUUUUGCAGUUGACUGACCGCUAUGAACACGGCGAUUGGACAAAGGCUUCCGCCGUUUUGCUGGCAGCUUUUAUUGGUAGGCUCAAUGCAUAUCUCCCUGAUCUGGACUUCUGCCUGCUGAACGACGCUCGAGCAUAUCUGGAUGACCAAGAUGUUGCAGCCGCCUUCGCCAAGAGGUUUUUCAACUAUGACCUUGGAAUUUCCACAGCCGUUCAGUGGCCGCCCAAGCAAGCUGCGAGGAUUUUCGUGGACUUGGCACGCCGCUUGGAGCCAUGCGAGGGCAGGGAGAAGCAAAAGCUCCAGCUGCUUGUGAGAGCUCACAGCAUCAAUGCCAGUGAUGUGCUGAUGCGCGAAGCGCUAGCACAUCAACUGCAUAGCAGCAUGUUGCACUUGAAGCCCGCUAGCGAUGAUUGUGGUAUCGAUGUGGAAGGGUUGUUUCUCAAGCUUUUCCUGGAGGAUGAUAUGGAGAUCCCAGCCGAUGUCCUGCCCAAUUUGACUUUGCAACCAGUUCACCUCAAGCAGCUGUCAGCAGAGGAGCUUAUGUCUCUUGCGCGCCAGCUCGGCAUGCCCGAGAGGUGCGCAGAUGGAGCUCGCGUGGCUGUCGCAGCAGCCGGGCUGUUUGCCAUGGACGGAUUGGAAGACGCGUGCCACAAUGCUUUCCUCGACGCCUUCCGACUGGACCCCAGCAACUGUGAUGCUUCGCGUGGGCUGGCGCAAGCAGUGGUCACGCUGAAGGGCAAAUGCAAAGAGCUAGCAGGUUCCCUCCAGCAAGUCGCAGCAGACACUCUGGAUCUCAAAGGGGCCGUAAGGGAACUUACAAACAAAUGCUAUGCUCCGGAGGGCAAGUGCCAAGCUUUUACAGGAAUGUCCUUUGUUUGGGACUUGACUGUCUAUGACUUCAGCAACUUCGCCAAGGAUCAGAGGCAGAUGAGCGAUAAGUUCCAGAUCUACCCUGGCAUCAACGCUUGGAUAUCGCUGUACCCGAAAGGAGACUCGCUGUCGAGUCCUGGCGAAGCGGCGCUUUAUGCUUUUGUUGAGAGCCCAGUCCAUUUGAAGGUGAGAUUCCAGUGCCGCACUGUUAAUAGGAUGCUGGAUCAUGAUUUUGCGACGACGCUCACUGCCAAAGGCAACACGACAGGCAGGGGAUACUGGAACUUCAUUGAGGCUUCCCAGCUGGACGGCGCCUCCAUCAGAAUUGACAUUUUGAGUGUCCGGCUACCUGCCGCUUCAUUGCGUAUAGUCGCCCCAGGCUUCAAUGACAUGGGCUGA
Molecule: messenger RNA, 2175 nt
Organism: Effrenium voratum
Lineage: Eukaryota; Dinophyceae; Suessiales; Symbiodiniaceae
Source: the annotation of a GenBank genome assembly